AUAAAUAGAAUAUUACUGUAUUUAAUCUCGGAAUAGAAAACACGUUCCAACGUGUCGCACUUGCAGUGACACUGAACAUCGACCCUUGCGAACAGGCAUCGAACAAAUACUGUAUGAUUACAAGCAGCUAUUUCUGAUGGAAUUGUAGUCUGGAUGGAAUCUUUCSUCUAAAACUUACAAAAUGUAAAAUACAAUUUUUCCUUAUGCGCAAUGCAUUCUGGGUGCGGCAAAACAAUCAGCAAUGAGAUAGGUAACUCGGGAUUUCUUAUUUUGACAAUGUAACAAUGGCCGAGUACCAAGCCAGAUAACUGCUGUUCAAGGCGAUCAAAAUACCGUUAUCAACGACGGGAUACGUGCAACUUGAUUCGACUUUUUCACUGUCGUAUUUAGCUUAAAUUCUAUUAGUUUUAGAACUUUGCGUGAACCAUAGAAUCUUUAGGUAUAGUCACGAAAGGACAGGAAGGCAUUUUUUUUGCACGCGAAAUGUCCUUGAAGUGAAGUCAASCACAAUAUGGAGCAAUAUAAGAGAAUCUAAGUGUGCCAUACAGUCUCGCGACCUUACGUGCGUCCAAUGAUGGUCAUGCAGCAAUAGCAGGUUUAACAGUUCACUGAUUACUUUAACGCAAGAUUAAAAGUUAUGAACUUUGAAAAGUUUUCAUUAAGGAUUGAUUUGAAGUUGAGGAAUGCGCAUUUUGUAUUUUUUGCCUCGAGGCAUUUUCAAAAGUCGUGUGUCAGAUCAUGGCUCUUGGAUUUUGGUACGAAACAAUAGUAUCUCUAAUCAGGUGAGUCUUGCAUUGUUUUAUCCAUUCGAACUAGAAAAUCAAAGCAAACAUUUCAAACAUGAUCUAUAGCACGACAUAAAACAGGCACGUUCUCAUUUCUUUGAUUUUUGAGCAGUUUUUGYACUGGAAAGAUGUUUUGAAACGUGAGCCAAAAUCUACACUGAACUUCGGUAAUUGCAUAGCUUUCCAUGUUGAGACGUCGCAUUACCCCUGAGCAAAAGACCUAGUAAGCUUAAAUUUACGUUAUAUAGUAAAUUYAAACCCUCUUUAGUCGCAUUAAUAWUGAAAAAUAAGUCAUUGUUUCUUGUAUCGUGCUGUGCCAAAUAAGUCAUGACAAAACAACAUCGUUUAUGAAUAUAUUAUAGACCGACACACGARCGAGGCUAGUGGGUCCUAUUGACGUGAUCUAUCCAAACUGUACAUAAAUCACGCAAUUGUCAAAUGGUCCACGAACAGUAUCAAUCUAUCAAGUGUUUAUAACWCUAGUUAYGAGUUGCAAUGGAAAUUUGAUAAUAAUAACAGAAAAUAUUUGGUGCAGCAAUCAAACUGAGAAUAAAGACAAGAGUUUUAUGAAGAGAAACAACAUUAAAAUACAUUUCUUUUAAAAAAGGAGCAAUCAAAACCUCAUCAAGUUUGUCAAAGCAUCAAAAAGUUUGCCAAAGUUUCAAAGUUUAUGCAGAUUGUGUAAACACUGCGGCUUAUAUACACAUAAACACACAGCUCAUGGCAGACUCAGUCAAGGAGAAAAAUAUGCCAACCAUCUCAUCAAACGUAUACGGUGGCUUACAGAAAUGGGUUAAUCGAGCUAGCGUCUCCCUACGCGGUCGUCGAAGAAGCAGGAAUAAUUCCGACGCCYCAGUUUUGACAAGAAAUCAACAAAACUAUUUGGAAAACAUGACUUCAAAACCGAGCAAGAUAGUUCCUGUACAUGGGAGAUCAAGAAGCACWCCGGUAGAYAUGCCAGAGGACUCGUCAACUUUUGAAACUUUUCCUCAGAAAAUACCUCAAGUUAUUAAAAUGAAAAAUUCRGAACGACGAAGGAAAUAUUCAUCGGAGAACAGUGAUGACAGCUCGUCAAGAGGCUCUCUCCACGAAGCUAAAGACAUGUCUGCAUUGAAUAGAAGACUAUCGAACAAUCUCAGCAAGUCUGAGAGUAGUCUACUGGAUGGAACUCGCUAUUCAAGACGUUCAAAGUCCCUUCCAAAGCCAAGCUUUGGUCGCCGGAAAAGCAGUUUAGGCCAAGCUCGUAAUACAGACAGUAAUUGGUCAGAAUUGGAUAUUAAAGGUCAUAAUAAGAACUCACAAAGCUCCCAAAGUUUAGAUAAAACAAAUAAGAAAGACAAACGUCAUUCAGGUGAGCACAAAGCGAACUCUAUUGGAAUAAACAAAUCUGAAAAACCUUCGACAAUUAUCACUUCAAAGAACAUACAUACCCGUUUGGACAUGUGGCUGGAAAAAACUAACGAUUUCAAAGAUUCCAGGCAAAGUAGUUUCGAAUCGACAAGCUCAAGCGAUGAACUUUUCURCGAAUCUAAAGCWCGACCCGAUGAGACAAAACACUUUCGAGAUUUGCAAACAGCUCUUGAUGAGCUUGUUUCAAGCUGCGGCAAAGGAAACAUGGAAAAUAAAGAUCAUUAURCAACUCAACGGAAGAUCUCUCUCAAGAACACUGGUCCUAUGUUUAACAAAACUGUCGACAUUGAUCAUAGUUUACAAGACGAGCGAAAGACUACAUACAGAACAGAAAAAGGUGGAUCAUCAAGCGACAGCGGUCUGUCUAAAGAAACCCAUCUCGAUGAUGACAAYGAGGAGAAAUACAGCAUGGAAGAGAGAUGYGAUUUGGAAAGCAGCUAUGACAGUGUGGAUGGUUUUACUGAUGGACAUGACAGAUGUAAAGAUGUUCCUUCUUGUAAAGACUSUGUAAGUGAUAUUGGACCAAACAUGGAUACCACGCGUGCCACGAAUAUUAGAGAUGAUCAUGGAGCGUGCAAYACUACAAAAGAURCAUCAAGUCUUUCCGUAAUAAAUGGACCAACAAARAWACGCCAGGCUCCAAAAACUCCCAAAGAAAAUAUCAACAUUGACAAUAAAGAAAACCUUUUGCGAAUGRCUGAUGAGUCAAUCAAGAAUUCUCCUGCAACUAUCCCAUUGUCUCACAGUACAGAGAAGGUGUCUAAAAAUCCUCAAACUGUAGURUUUGACGAMGACUUGGAGGCUUUCGCACUGAAGUGUGUUGAGGCAAGCAAGUCUCUUGAAAGGGAUGAGAAGACAAGCAAAAGUGACAGUGAUGAUGAGAAGAAAACGGCAUUAGAUCUAGAUUAUGUAUAUAUACCAAAGAAAACUGUCAAAUCUCGAACUCAUCCUGAAACUACUUCUCAUAAAGUGAGCUUGCCUUCAAAUGCUUUUUCRGACGAUGAGGUCUACACUUCGAAGAGUGAGGUACAAUCUUCGUACCCCAAAAGAAAUUCCCAGGACAGUCUCGAUGGGCUUGUUUUAUUCGAAUUGCCAGCUAAAGAUAUUGACUUUGAUAACAACGAAAGMAAAUAUAAUUCUUCUAAUGAAACUGACAAUACUAGAGAAACAUUGAAAGUGGAUAAUGGUGGAUACAGUCUGCGAAAGUUUCCUUCUAUGCCCUUAUUUUAUGUKCCUAAUGAUGGCACUAGAAAGUCCCGUGGSAAAUCGUUAUGGAAAAAACUUAAARGUCUGCCUCGCUCGACAGACACUCGCGUACCAUCGCCAACCAUACAAAAGACAGAACAUUCACAACCCAUUCAACCAACUGACCCAUUUUACCAUGGUGAAGACGAUCAGGAAUUAGGUCCAAAAAUGAGACCCAAGUCCAAUACAAUGGCUAAUGGAGAGGCGAAAAAACGCAAUCGUCGAAGGCGUUUAUCGCUAGAAGUGAGAAAGAGUGAUCCAGGUUCCAGUAAUUYACCCUCAGAAAACACAAAGACUGAUAUGCAUGUCAUGUAUGAUGCAGCACAAAAACCAAUGGAAUCACAGUGUUAAAAUGCGGAACUUAUGUUUUACGAACAACAUCGAAUAUUAUACCAAUGUUCGUAUUGCUGAACAACCUUGGUUAUCCGGCCAUGAAAGCUAUCAGGCCAUGUUGAAACAUCGAAGACUCAAAAACAACGUGUGCAUGACACCAACAUCUUGCUAUAAUGUGACCAGUCAAGUCUAUUAAUGUACAAACAUCAAAAGGUACAAAACCAGUGUUUGUACGAGAUGAUUAUAUAACUUUACUCUCGCGACCGCGRUCAAGCUAUAUACAAACAUCGAAGGUACGAAGCCAAUGUUUGUAUAAAUAAAAACCCUUACAAUGCGACCACUGCAUGCGAACAAUAAUCAGAGAAAGUGAAUUAAUGAGGGUAAACUAUCCAAAUCUCACGUGGGACAUCAAAGGCAAUGGUCCAAUGCCCCAAGGAAUAGACAUUCAAAAAUGACAUAAACUUGUUCUACUGUUCCAAGCAAAGAGAAAGAACUAAAGUGGCUACAUGGUAUUGCACUCAAUGAGCUGAACAAAUUGCGCUAGUGAGCAAUAUUUUCAUUAUAAGUGUUAUAUAGCCUAGUAACAGUUUUCCGAACCAAAUAUAUAUUACGUAUUUGAGUCAAAUCCCUCCUUUUAACGGGAAAUCCUCCGUGUAUAGGCCAUCUAGGGUAGCUAAAAGUUUUCACAAAUCUUCUAUGGAAUCAAAUAUUAUAUUGAUCACUGCCAAGCCACGCUACAUGUUAUAGUUUUUUCACCUUUUUGAAUUUUCCGMAGMGAUUUGAAGUGGCCAAUCUAUAUAUUUAUCAAGUUUGAAUCAAACGUCAAAGUCGCAUAUGUUGUGCAAUGCACUUAGAUAGCAGAUAACCUCGUUCACAGGCUCUUAUCACUAAGUUUGCGGUCUUGUCCCGCGUGAUGAAUUGGGAACUAGAUAUGCCAGUAUGUAUAUAUACUAUAUCAAAGAAUAUAUGGAGAUCUCCUGUUCAAGACAGGAAAAAUCUCCAUAAACCAACCACUUAUUUGAACUCCCCUAAAGCGACCUCCUUGCUUAUGUUAUUGCUGGCGUACCUUUCUAAAUCGACCAUCAUCUAAUCUGCUGGCACUUUGGAUGGUCAGUGUGAAUAUUACAAACAGAUAUAUUUUAUUACAGUAUAAAUAGUUUUGUGGAUCUAAGCUGAGUAUUUGUAAAUCAAAACUGACUUGUAAUAAGUGAUCACCAGUGUAUAUACAAUAAAUAGAAUUUCUCAAAAA
Molecule: messenger RNA, 5022 nt
Organism: Exaiptasia diaphana
Lineage: Eukaryota; Metazoa; Cnidaria; Anthozoa; Actiniaria; Aiptasiidae
Exons: 2
Coding region: 1506-3791 (761 amino acids)
Source: RefSeq, a predicted model, not a curated record